Molecule: messenger RNA, 1441 nt
Organism: Amoebophrya sp. A25
Lineage: Eukaryota; Dinophyceae; Syndiniales; Amoebophryaceae
Source: the annotation of a GenBank genome assembly
AUGUCUGCGAUGAUGAAUAACCCUAUGAUGCAAAUGAUGAUGAUGCAAAUGAUGAUGAUGGGCGGCGCAGGUGCUGGAGCUGGAGCAGGUGCUGGAGCAGGAGCAGGCAUGCUCCCGUCAAUGAUGAUGCCUGGACUUAUGGGUUCCUUAGGAACAAGCUCUUCAACAGCUACGACAGGGGGAUCCGCUACUGCUGCAGCUGCCUCAAGUCCGAACGGUGGUGCUGUUGAGACAGCAUCGACUUCAGCAACCUCGACAUCAGCAUCAGCAUCAAAUGUUGACGCGGCUGGAAGCGGUGCGCCUAGUGCUCAACUACCUCAACAUGGUGUUCCAACCGCAGUAGAGUCUUCCGACCAGACUUCGGGAACCGCGACGGAACAUCACACUUCAGGAGCAGCAGAACAUCAAGGAGGUGGUAAUCAAGAACAAACUAAUGUUAAGGCUUGAAAAAAUCCAUCUUUCCCAGCAUCUUGGCCCCAUUUUGAACGGAAAAAGGACACCAAGACGCUGAUCGAGAUAGAUUUAUAGGCCAGGUCUAAUAAUACUGCAAGUGCCAGUCCUCAACUAACUUCAAGUGCUAGUCCUCAGCCAAGCAUGCCUCAAGAUGCCAUGAUGAUGCAAAUGAUGCAGCAGAUGAUGGGAAUGGCUGGAGGAGGGAUGCCGCCGGGCGGCCUGACACCGCAACAACAAGGCGGGACAAGCUACGCGGCAGCAGAAAGCAAAGCUGCACCCCCACGACCAGCACCAUAUUAACUCAAAUGUGGUACCCUCUCGAACAGAGACUCGUCGUGGUCGUUUCUCUGUCCUCCUUGCGAAGCACAUUUUCUGGCGCUCCUGAAAUGACUACAGGAAAGCUCCCAUGUACUCCGACAUGUUGAGGCAAAGAUCUCAUCUUCUGAUCUUUUCCUUAUGAAUCUUGUGAUCUCGUGAUAUGUUGGCCGCUCUGCUCGUCUGGUGUUUGUGCCUAAGUACUUAUACGGGACGCACUCUCAGGUCUAGUCUCUACGCAGGUUAUCAGGAACGAGAGCAACGUAUGCGUGCACUCUGAAGGACAUGCUGACUUACUUCUGUCGAGGAGUGGAGGACGCUUCAGAGAGCCUACAAGCAGAGUCUUGUUCGAGGAAGCGGCUUCUCUAAGCGACAUCGUGUUUGAAUGUUGAUGCUAUUAUACAGUGAAGGAUAACUAUGACGAUCGACGUUGUUUCUCAUUCCAAGACCUUCACCAUCGCACACCCGAGAACAAUCCCAGAUGCACCCACCCAACAAGUCUAAGCGUCUAAGUCUAGGAGAUUCCUCAACGCAACUCAGACGACUACUAAGAAUAAAGACAAAAGGCUUCUCAUCUUUCUAGGAGUGCCGCUGUUCGUUGUCAGCCUUAUUCUAAGCUCCUGCGAGAAGAAGACUCAAUGAUUGAAUUGCAAACUAAUGUUGGCACGUCGAC